Messenger RNA from Adineta steineri, 672 nucleotides. Lineage: Eukaryota; Metazoa; Rotifera; Eurotatoria; Adinetida; Adinetidae. The record is from the annotation of a GenBank genome assembly.
AUGUCAACAAGAGAGAAACGUUUUUUUAUUCAUUAUCUUCCUUUAGUUGCAAUAUUUACUUAUUGUUUUAUAUUUCAUGCAGUCACAAUUCUAUUCCCGCCAUGUGUGAAUAUAUUCCAGUACAAUUUACCUUUAUGUGGUCGCCCUCUUUGUUAUUAUGAACUGAGAUUUGUUGCGUUAUGGGAUACUAUAACAAAUAAUAUAUUACCUACUCUAGCUAUUAUUUUAUUUAGCAUUGCUCUUCUUAUACGUGUUCUAUUACAAAAACAUCGCAUGCAUCAACAACUUCAAUGGAAAAAGCAUCGAAAAAUGACAAUUCAACUGUUAUCUAUAUCGAUCCUUUAUUUUGUUCUUUAUAUUCCACCCAUGUUCGUCGAACUUAUGCAACAAUGUAGCGUAUCCGAAGAUUUCGGUGCCGAUUUUCAAUUGGAAGCACAGUUUUUUUCAUAUUAUGUCAUAUGCUUCUUUCCUUUUAUAAGUGCCAUGUCAUUACCGAAAAGAAAAUUCCAAUUCAAAAAAUUAUUUUCUUGUUGGCGUGGAAGAACACAAACUGUUGCUCCAGAAACUUUAGGCAUGGCACGUUUAAGACAAGCUCAACAGAGUACUGUGGUAUGCAAUCUUCAAGCAACGUUGGCUAUACAAAACAUUGAUUACCGAAAGAAUAAAAGCUAA